CAGCAUUGUGAAGACUUUUAAGCUUGUUUAGAGGUUCAGAGCAGAGUUCUUUCCUGAAAGCUUCGCGAGUAUGAACCCUUUUAACCGCCGGCGACGGCUUCUUCUGCUGAAGAAGAAACUGUUACUCUUGAAACAACUCCAACAAGAAAAGAAGAGGAGACGGUUCUGGGUACACCCCAUAUGGCAGAAGAGAAAGUUAGAAGGCGAGUUCCACACAGCGAUGCAAGUCAUGAGAAAUGAUCCUCCUCUAUUCUUCAAAUUUUACCGUAUGAUGCCAGACAAAUUCGAUCAACUUCAUGCUCUUGUUCGUGACGACUUGACGAAAGAGUUUCUCUGCCGUGAGCCGCUAUCUUCUGAACAGAGGCUUGCCAUCACUCUUAGGUACCUUUCCUCUGGCAGCGCCAUCAAGGAUGUGGCCCUGGCAUUCAGGGUUGGUCCCCAGACUUGCCGAAAGGUCAUCCACGAGACCUGCAGAGCUCUUUGGAGUAGGUUGAGGGCAACAUACCUUCCGGUGCCAACAAAUGAACAGUGGUUGAACAUCGCGGAUGGCUUCAAAAGGAGGUGGAACUUCCCGAACUGCCUCGGAGCAGUAGAUGGGAAACACGUCCACAUAAAGGCACCGCCAAACUCGGGGAGCACCUAUUUCAACUACAAGAAAUCCUUUUCCAUUGUACUCAUGGCAGUGGUGGACGCAAAUUACAAGUUUGUAAUGGUUGACGUUGGUGCCCCAGGGAGACACAGCGAUGGGGGUGUCUUUAAGGCCUCAGAGUUUGGGAGACGGCUGGAGAACGAAACAUUGGAACUUCCAGGCCCAGCGAAGCUUCCGAAGAGCACAAAAGUGACACCGCACGUGUUUGUGGGCGAUGAAGCUUUUCAGCUUCGCCAUGACUUCAUGCGCCCGUUUCCUGGAGCCGACCUCGAGCCAGGCCAUAGGGUCUUCAACUAUAGGCUGAGCCGAGCAAGACGCAUCGUGGAGAACGGCUUUGGAAUUUUGGCAGCCAGGUGGAGGGUCCUUCUCGGUCGACUGAACCUCCUUCCACAAAAUGCCGAGUUUGUCGUCCUGGCAUGUUGCGUUCUUCAUAACUUUUUGUGUGCAGGACGAGAACAAGCAUACAUGCCAGCAGAGUAUGUAGACACUGAGGAUAAACAGGGAAAUGUCACUCUGGGUAGGUGGAGAUCUGAAGUAGAUAAAAGCCACUUAAGUGACUUGCAGCGUACUUCUGCAAAAAACUUUAAGAAAACUGCUGGUGGGACGCGGAGCACCUUCGUAGAGUACUUUAUGAAGGAAGGCGCAGUUCGCUGGCAGUGGGCACACACGGAUCUUCAGCCACCACCAAUGCAAUGAGGUCCAAGGCCAGUCUGGCUACUUACAAGGUGGUACAGGGUCUCUUAGCAGAAAACAAAUAAGCUUGAAUUUUUUAUUAAAAUUGAAUUUGUGUUAUUACCAUAUUUUCCUGUCCAUACAUGUUUAAAAGUUGAAAUUUCACCCGAUUUGGACUAGCUAUGGGCACAAACUAUACAAAGAUUUGUUUUUUUCUAGAUCGUUCAGGUGUCUCAAGGUGGGAAGGGUUUUAUUAAUAACGGGGUACAUUAAUGUUGAUUUAUAUGUGAUACAAGCUUCUUUGUGAAGCUAAUAGGGCUCUUGCUCGAGACGAUGAUGCAACAC
Ixodes scapularis (black-legged tick) is the source of this 1666-nucleotide messenger RNA. RefSeq names its product protein ANTAGONIST OF LIKE HETEROCHROMATIN PROTEIN 1. Bases 71 to 1345 code for a protein of 424 amino acids. The record is from RefSeq and is a predicted model, not a curated record. NCBI's taxonomy places the organism in Eukaryota, Metazoa, Arthropoda, Arachnida, Ixodida, Ixodidae. The transcript is spliced from 6 exons.